Molecule: messenger RNA, 1927 nt
Organism: Rana temporaria (common frog)
Lineage: Eukaryota; Metazoa; Chordata; Amphibia; Anura; Ranidae
Gene: HEXB
Product: hexosaminidase subunit beta
Exons: 14
Coding region: 69-1721 (550 amino acids)
Biological process (GO): ganglioside catabolic process; glycosaminoglycan metabolic process; carbohydrate metabolic process
Cellular component (GO): membrane
Molecular function (GO): beta-N-acetylhexosaminidase activity
Source: RefSeq, a predicted model, not a curated record
CGGGAAUCACAUGACCGCGGCGUCCCAUGACCCGGCAGUUGGUGUAGAUGUAGUUAGUAUAGUAAGUGAUGGAAGGGAUGUGGAUCCUUCCCGUGCUGUGUCUGAUACAGACCGCUGGCAGCUAUGAGUCCCGGCUCUAUCAUUCCCCGGAGAAGAGGGAGCAUUUGCCGCCGCUCGGUGCUCCGGAUCCCUCCCCGUACGGCUCCCUGUGGCCGCUUCCCCAGGAGGUGCAAAUCUCCCCCGACUUCAUGUUCAUCCCCCCGGCUGACUUCUCCAUAGUCCACGGAGAGCGAUCCACCGCGGGGCCGGAGUGCCUGGUGCUGCAGGAUGCCUUCCGGAGAUACUUCAAUUACAUAUUUGGUUUCCUGCGAUUGGAAGAUGUACCUGCAGGUAAACCAAGGGCAGGACGAUUGGUACAACUUCAGGUCAUCAUCACCUCAGAGGACAACGAAUGUCACAAGUAUCCCAAUGUCCGUUCAGAUGAGUCAUAUAAGCUGUCAGUUAAUGAAGAUGGAGCUGUUCUUCAAGCAAGUCAAGUCUGGGGUGCUGUGAGGGGUCUUGAGACAUUCAGCCAGUUGGUUUAUAAAGACAGCACUGGAGCAUUCGUAAUAAACAAAACUCAGAUUACUGACUUUCCAAGGUUUGCCCACAGAGGAAUACUACUGGACACCUCCAGACAUUAUCUGCCUCUAAAGGUUAUCCUAAAAAAUUUGGAAGCUAUGGCAUUUAACAAAAUGAAUGUGUUUCACUGGCAUAUAGUUGAUGAUCAGUCGUUCCCUUACCAAAGUGAAGCAUUCCCUGAAUUGAGUAACAAGGGAGCUUAUCAGGCAUCCACACACAUUUAUAAUUUCAUUGACAUACGCAUAGUGAUCGAGUUUGCUAGACUAAGAGGAAUUCGGGUUAUACCAGAGUUUGAUACUCCAGGGCACACUUACUCAUGGGGUAAAGGCCAAAAAGAUCUUUUGACUCCCUGUUACAAAGAUGGAGAGCCAAGUGGAGGUUUUGGACCCGUGAACCCGAUUGUUAAUGGCACUUAUACGUUUAUUUAUAAAUUAUUUGAAGAAGUUGGCAAAUUGUUUCCUGACAAAUAUAUCCAUUUAGGAGGGGAUGAGGUGGACUUUUCUUGUUGGAAAUCCAAUCCUGAUAUUACAAAGUUUAUGGCGGAGCAUGGCUUUGGUACAGACUACUGCAAACUGGAAUCAUACUAUGUUCAACAAAUUCUCGGUAUAAUGUCCAAAUUGGGGAAGGGUUACAUGGUUUGGCAGGAAAUAUUUGAUAACCAUGACCAGAUUGAUCCAGACACGAUCGUGGAAGUAUGGAAGGGUAAUAAAUAUUCCGAAGAACUGUACAAAGUGACAGCUGCAGGGUUUUCUGCCAUCCUCUCGGCUCCCUGGUACCUAGAUUACAUUAGUGUUGGCCAGGACUGGAGGAACUACUACCAAGUUGAACCACUAAACUUUAAUGGGACCGAACAGCAGAAGAAGCUUGUGAUUGGCGGGGAAGCUUGUUUAUGGGGUGAAUUUGUGGACGCUACAAACCUCACACCACGACUGUGGCCUAGAGCAAGUGCGGUUGCAGAAAGACUUUGGAGCAGUGUAAAAGUGACCUCCGUGCAGGAUGCUUAUAACAGGCUGGUUGUACACAGAUGUCGUAUGGUCGGGCGUGGAAUAUCAGCAGAGCCGCUCUAUGUUGGGUUCUGUGAAAAUGAAAUGGACUACUAGAACAUUUUUACCAGCGUGAUCAUGGCUGAAGAAUCAGGACAGCUGGGCCACAAUGCACUAUACGGGUCAAAGUGAUUUUUUUUUUUUUAUCCUGGAAAGAUUGAAAACUGAUUUAGGACUACUUUUUUUUUUUUAAUAUUAAGUCGAUUGUUUGAUUUACAUUUUAUUGAAAUAAUAAAAUCUUUACAAUAGCCUGUGUUUUUUUU